AUGGCUUAUGAAGAGCGCAGCAGUGACGGCAGCAGCUCCAGCGAAGCCCAGGACGUCUACGCGAACAUGAUUGGCGGCAAAACGCCACCGGCGCAGACGCCGGGCAGCACCAUGCCCAAACAUGUACCAUUUCCGGAACACUCCAACACAUCCGAGUGGCUAAGCGAGCUGAUAAUGUGUGCCUUUACUAUGGGAGCAGCCAUUGUGCAGUUCAUAAACAUAUAUCGCACAAACUGGUGGCUGUCCCAGGCUCACACAAGGCACAUGGUGAACAUAGAGCUAAUUGAUCCGUAUUUACGAUAUCUGAUACUCAUACUCAAUACGCGAAGGCUGGUAUACUGUGUUCUGCUGGCCAAAGUGAAGGCAAACGAGAAGACGCAACAUAUAAUACGCACGGCCAUCAAGUACACAUUUGGUGGCUUGGUGCAGCUGGGCUUGGGCUUGUGUGCUCUGAAACUGUAUCAGAAGCACAGCUACGUAUUGCUGCUCUUCCUGACCUAUCCAGUGAUAAUCUAUCUGCUCAUCUUUGGCUUCCAACUGGAGCCAUUUCUGCGCACCCGCUUCGAGCUGCCCGGUGUCUACAUAAACGACAUGCCUGUCCACAGCUGCACUACCAACGCUGUACGCAUUCGCGAGGAGAUCGAGACGUUGCGGCACGACUUCAACAAACGGUUCAAACAGCUCAUAUUCACCUCAAUGCUCAAUGCCUACUACAGCGGUCUGGUGCCAUGUUGUCUGGCCGUGAACGUCAACUACAACGUGAUGCGGGCCGCACAGCAUUGCAUCAUUGUGUGCCUGGGGGCGUUUAGUUUAUGCGCCGCCUACCUAUAUCCCGCCAGGUACAGCGACAUUUUGCACAGAGCCACCUUGCACUUGGGCUGCUGGCAGCGAAUCGAUCGGGACCCGGCGCCAUCGCAACUAAUUGUGGCCGCUAGUGCGUUCACCUGGUCGAAAUUUACGGCCUACGGUCAUGGCAUUGUGGUUAAGCACAACGGAGGACUCUAUCGCAGCCUGGGACUGGUGACGGUGGCCACACCCGGAAAUGCCAGCCAUGUGCGCUUCUAUAAACUAUUCCACAAUCCCACUGUCAUUUACUCGACGCUUGCCACUCUGCAGGCAGCCAUAUUGCUGGUGGAGAUCGCCUCUCUCAGUCCGGCCACCAUCGAGUGGCACUUUGUGCUGUCCAUCAGCUUUGUGGCAUUCACCAGCAUGGGAGCAUUCUUCAAGCUAGUCCGAGACUAUCUCAUAACCAAGGAUCUGUACAAGGCUGAGCAUGGCAGCACCCCACCCGAACGACCAUUUAAACUGAGUCUCAGAUCUGAAUUUAUGUAAUAAUAACCAUGACGUAGACACAA
This is a messenger RNA of Drosophila pseudoobscura, 1355 nucleotides long. RefSeq names its product transmembrane protein 39A. Lineage: Eukaryota; Metazoa; Arthropoda; Insecta; Diptera; Drosophilidae. The coding region runs from base 1 to 1332 and encodes 443 amino acids. The record is from RefSeq and is a predicted model, not a curated record. The transcript is spliced from 4 exons. Gene Ontology annotation, cellular component: membrane.